UGUAUCGAUAUUUCCCUCUGUCGAGUAUAAAUAUUGCUGAAAAACGGAGUGUCAUAAAUUUAGAUAAAAUAUUUUGUUACAUUUCGUCGUGUGAAACUAAAACAACUACUAAUUGUAGUAGACCAUAACAAAUGGCCACUAUAGAUGGAAGACCGGCGCAAUAUGGUAUAUCACUUAAACAACUGCGCGAGCUCAUGGAGCACCGCGGUCGUGAAGGUGUAAUGAAGAUAGCUGAAUUUGGUGGUAUUCAUGAAAUAUGUAAAAAGUUAUACACAUCUCCCAAUGAAGGUCUAAGUGGCUCGACAGCUGACGAGGAACACAGGCGCGAAACGUUCGGUUCAAAUGUAAUACCACCGAAGCCACCAAAAACCUUUUUGACACUAGUCUGGGAGGCUCUUCAGGAUGUAACACUUAUUAUUUUAGAGGUAGCUGCAUUAGUAUCUCUCGGUCUAUCAUUUUAUAAACCCGCCGACGAGGACGCGCCUGUGCUACAAGAGGAGGAGGAACACCAUGGGUGGAUUGAAGGAUUGGCCAUUCUUAUUUCUGUUAUUGUCGUAGUUAUAGUGACAGCCUUUAAUGAUUACUCAAAAGAAAGACAAUUCCGAGGACUGCAGAACCGUAUUGAGGGCGAGCACAAGUUUUCUGUAAUCCGAGGAGGGGAAGUGUGCCAAAUUUCUGUUGGAGACAUUCUGGUUGGCGAUAUUGCUCAGGUCAAAUAUGGAGACUUAUUGCCAGCAGAUGGUUGUCUUAUUCAAAGCAACGACCUAAAGGUGGACGAAUCUUCGUUAACUGGUGAAUCAGACCAUGUCAAAAAGGGAGCAGACGUUGAUCCCAUGGUUCUUUCCGGCACGCAUGUUAUGGAAGGCAGUGGCAAAAUGGUCGUUACCGCCGUAGGGGUUAACUCUCAGGCCGGCAUAAUUUUUACGCUUCUUGGUGCGGCAGUUGAUGAGCAGGAAGCUGAAAUUAAAAAGAUGAAAAAGGAAGCCAAAAAGGCCAACAAGCAAAAGAGUUUGACAGGUGAAGGCGACGGUCGAGCGCAAACGAAGGGUACGCAAGCCCAAAAUCAACGUCAAACAGUCUCCAGCGAAGGGACCAAGUCUGAAUCUGAGGGAAAUCAUGUCCCGCAAUCUUCCUCGACAUCCGCAGCUGCUGAGACAGGACAUAAAAAAGAGAAAUCUGUGCUGCAGGCAAAGCUGACAAAGUUAGCUAUACAGAUUGGAUACGCUGGAUCGACCAUUGCCGUACUCACAGUUAUAAUUCUGAUUAUUCAGUUUUGUAUUAAAACCUUUGUUAUUGACGAGAAACCUUGGAAAAACACCUAUGCCAAUAACUUGGUGAAACACUUGAUUAUUGGUGUCACAGUAUUAGUAGUGGCUGUACCAGAGGGACUUCCUCUGGCUGUAACCUUAUCCCUAGCAUAUUCUGUAAAGAAAAUGAUGAAGGACAAUAAUUUGGUGAGACAUUUGGAUGCGUGUGAAACAAUGGGUAAUGCCACUGCCAUUUGCUCUGAUAAGACUGGAACUCUUACAACCAAUCGUAUGACUGUUGUACAGUCUUACAUCUGCGAGAAACUGUGCAAAGUUUUGCCCACCCUUAGCGAUAUUCCCCAACAUGUGGGCAAUUUGAUCACAAUGGGAAUAUCUGUUAAUUCGGCGUACACUUCAAAUAUAAUGAGCGGGCACAACCCGGGAGACUUACCAAUCCAAGUUGGAAACAAAACAGAGUGUGCUCUCUUGGGCUUUGUCCAGGGACUAGGUGUCAAGUACCAAUCUAUUCGAGAUGAGAUUACAGAGGAUAAAUUUACCCGAGUGUAUACUUUUAAUUCGGUUCGCAAGAGUAUGGGAACUGUAAUACCGCGUCCCAAUGGAGGAUAUAGGCUGUACACUAAAGGAGCUUCAGAAAUCAUUAUGAAAAAAUGUGCUUUUAUAUAUGGCCAUGAAGGCAAUUUGGAAAAGUUUACAAGAGAUAUGCAAGAGCGUCUAAUUCGUGAAGUUAUUGAACCAAUGGCUUGUGACGGUCUGCGCACCAUAUCUGUGGCAUAUCGUGACUUUGUGCCUGGCAAAGCCGCAAUCAAUGAAGUUCAUAUUGAUGGUGAACCUAACUGGGACGACGAGGAAAACAUUAUGACGAAUCUUACCUGCCUCUGUGUGGUUGGCAUAGAAGAUCCAGUUCGUCCCGAAGUACCAGACGCUAUUCGAAAAUGCCAACGCGCUGGUAUUACCGUGCGCAUGGUCACUGGAGACAACAUUAAUACGGCACGUUCGAUUGCAAGCAAGUGCGGUAUUUUGCGCCCCAAUGAUGACUUUCUUAUUCUGGAAGGCAAAGAAUUUAACAGGCGUAUUCGGGAUAGCAACGGAGAUAUUCAGCAACAUCUGAUUGAUAAAGUAUGGCCGAAAUUGCGGGUUCUAGCUCGUUCAUCUCCAACUGACAAGUAUACUUUGGUUAAAGGUAUCAUUGACAGCACUGUUAGUGAAAACCGCGAAGUGGUUGCUGUAACUGGCGACGGAACAAAUGAUGGCCCAGCUCUCAAAAAAGCCGAUGUGGGCUUCGCUAUGGGUAUUGCCGGAACAGACGUUGCCAAGGAAGCUUCUGAUAUUAUAUUGACUGACGAUAACUUUAGCAGCAUUGUCAAAGCUGUAAUGUGGGGACGAAACGUAUAUGACUCCAUUGCAAAGUUUUUGCAGUUUCAGUUAACAGUCAAUGUAGUCGCUGUAAUUGUAGCAUUUAUUGGUGCGUGUGCCGUGCAAGAUUCUCCGCUUAAGGCAGUCCAGAUGUUGUGGGUAAACCUAAUAAUGGACACAUUGGCAUCACUUGCAUUGGCAACAGAGUUUCCAACACCAGAUCUAUUGCUCCGCAAACCCUAUGGCCGCACAAAACCCUUAAUUUCUCGCACAAUGAUGAAAAACAUUUUGGGUCAGGCGCUUUAUCAGUUGGUUAUUAUAUUUGGAUUACUCUUUGUCGGUGAUUUAAUCCUUGAUAUUGAAUCUGGACGAGGGCAGGAACUCAACGCUGGCCCAACACAGCACUUUACAAUUAUAUUUAACACAUUUGUCAUGAUGACAUUGUUUAAUGAAAUAAACGCUCGAAAAAUUCAUGGACAGCGCAACGUAAUUGAAGGUCUUCUUACAAACCCCAUAUUUUACACCAUUUGGAUAUUCACCAUGAUAUCACAGGUGUUAAUCAUUCAAUAUGGAAAAAUGGCUUUCUCGACCAAGGCCCUGUCAUUAGACCAAUGGCUCUGGUGCAUAUUUUUUGGAAUUGGUACACUGGUCUGGGGUCAAUUGAUUACGUCAGUGCCUACAAGAAAAUUACCUAAGAUAUUAUCAUGGGGUCGAGGCCAUCCUGAGGAAUACACAGAUGCCAUGAACUUGGGCGAAGAACGUUUCGAUUCAAUUGAUUCCGACAAAAAACCAAGAGCUGGACAAAUUCUCUGGAUUCGUGGUCUUACUCGCUUGCAAACUCAAAUUUCAGUACCGGUAAUAGGCGGCGAGUUGCAAGAACGCUUGAUUCCGGUCCCAUAUAGCAAGAGCAACACUGAUCAAGCUAUUCGAGUGGUGAACGCAUUCCGGCAAGGUCUCGACGCCCGUUACGGUGAUCACACCAACACUUCCCUGGCAGAGGUACUGCGUAAGCAGACUUCGUUGAGCAAGCGGCUUUCGGAAACAUCUUCCAUUGAGUAUGCCGACAAUAUACCCGAUGAGCUGACCAUACCCGAAAUCGAUGUCGAACGUUUGUCAUCCCACAGUCACACUGAAACCGCAGUUUAAAUUACAUUGGCAUCUAUACCCAUACAAACAUUAAAAACGCACACAUUCUUGAAAGGAAAUAUUCAAAUGAAAUUUAAGCACAGCCCGACUGUAGGUGUACAAUCUACUAUCGAACUGUUAAUUUAUUUAUACUUUUAGUAUUUCAAAAUACCGGUGGAUCUUGCUUUGAAUUGUUAAGAAAUCGACCUGUAACUGAGCAUACUUCGUAUACUAAUAUAGGGAACCCGGAAAAGCCAAGUAAUAUACCAAAAUGUCAACAAUUAAAUUAGCAAAGCAAACCAGAUCAGAUCAACGGGUCUUUUUUACUGUUAAAGUGUGUUAUCCAAAAAUAUAUCUUAAAACAAUACAUAUACCGAUUAUAAUCACUUUUCCCCACAAUAAUAUGAAAAUGUAAACAGACAGAUCCUACCCAAUACACUCAAGCCAUCAACUAUUAUUAUAACGUAUUUCAUUUAAUAAAAGAGUCAGUGAUUAAAAA
Messenger RNA from Drosophila elegans, 4245 nucleotides. It is a transcript of the gene PMCA, whose product is annotated as plasma membrane calcium-transporting ATPase 3. The transcript is spliced from 19 exons. The coding region runs from base 132 to 3767 and encodes 1211 amino acids. Gene Ontology annotation, biological process: calcium ion transmembrane transport; regulation of cytosolic calcium ion concentration. Gene Ontology annotation, molecular function: ATP binding; ATP hydrolysis activity; P-type calcium transporter activity. NCBI's taxonomy places the organism in Eukaryota, Metazoa, Arthropoda, Insecta, Diptera, Drosophilidae. Gene Ontology annotation, cellular component: membrane; intracellular membrane-bounded organelle. The record is from RefSeq and is a predicted model, not a curated record.